UACUGCACUCUCCGUUAUAAGAGUAACCCAUAUCGUGCAAAUUUAACCUACUGAAAUACGGCCACGGCCUGGAACGGAGCGACCCGCUACGUGGCUUGCACCUAGUUGAUGCAAUUGUGUCCUGUAAUAUGUACGGUGGAAUAACCUUGCCAGUUCAGUAGGCUUCCACAGCGUUACUCAGCUGCGUGACUCGUCGGCUUCUUUAAGCCUCGACCGCUUGCUGGACGCGGGAUGGCUGGGAAGCUAUGUGUCUCCGUUAUAGAGGCUCGUAACGUGCAAGCUGAUGAAUUUGCCGAAAAGAACUUUUACGUGAAGCUACGCGUUGGAAGCAAUGAGGUCAAAACCGACGUGGUCAGGGGUUCACUGCAACCCAAGUUCCUUAAGGACUGCCGCCUAGCAAUAGCCAACCAGGAGACCGAUGUCCUGCGGAUCGAGCUGCUGCAGGUGGGUCCCCGCGGCGAUCUGGUGGUGGGCUGCGACGAGCUGCGCGUGCUGAGCCUCACCGCGCGCGGCACCAUCGUGCACUGGUUCCAGCUCAAGACCGCGGCGCGCAGUGUGACGGCGGAGCUGUGCCUGGUGCUGAGGUUCCUGUCGGCCACCUCCAACCGGCCCAUGUCGCCCACCUACGCCAUCACCGCCCGCCAAGCCAAGGAGCGAGCACUGGAGGGCAGUGCCAGCGCACCGCAGGGCCCCUCAGCAGCUGCCUUCCGAGACCUGCCCGCCAGCACCAGCAGCAACGGGCGAUCCACAGCUGGUCCGGCCCCCGCUGCUGCUGCCGCUGCUGCCAAUGGCCACACCAGCAGCAACGGCCAUGCAGGACCCGCAGCCGCAGGAAUGACGUCAUCAGCACCCCAACAGCAGCAGCAGCAGCAACGGCUGCAGUCCACCGCCUCCUCCUCAGGGCGGCCAGGAGCCGCAGGCGGAGGCGCUGGAGCUGCAGGAGGAGCAGGAGGAGGAGCGCCGCGGCGGCCUCUGAAGCUGAGUGGGAGUCAGGUUCCGCUGCCUCUGGCGAUGCUGGGGGGUAUCGUGGUGGGGGCGCUGGUGUACAUCUGGAAGCAGCGGCCGGUGUAUUAUGAGGUGCAGGAGGACGACACGCUGUGCCACAUCGCGUCCUGCUUCAAGAAGCGGGUGGAGGACGUGUACAGGCGCAACCGGGCGCUGCUGAAGAACCCCAACCGGCUGUACCCGGGGGACAGGCUGCGCAUCAAGUAGCGCGUGGUCAUACGUGCGCGCACGGGUGAUCGGUUGCCAGGCGCUCGACAUUACUGACACGGCUCGGGAGAGGAGAGCUUAUAUUGAAGGAGUCCCUAUGCCAAGUAUGCUUGUUCGAUUCCCAACUUUGAGCGAUGCGUCCUGACUUGUGUCGUCGCAAGUUGAUUCCUAACACGUAUGUGUGCAUGCAUUCAAUUCGUCCGGCUUGUUCAUGUUACGCAUGCGGCGCUUCCCGGGAGGCCGUCUAGGGGCUGCAGCACGCUGGGGGCUCCUGUCUUCCAGGGCGGUAGUCCAGUCUGGCUCCAGUGGGUUUCGCACUUGAUUCAACAACACCCUUAUACCGCGCGAUGUGUCAGCGCGGCCGACAUGGCAACACUGGACUGCGCACUGCUGAUUGCAGUGCAGGCGUGUGCACCUUGCGACAAGCGUGUGUGGGGCCUUGCGCAAGGGCCCUCCGACCCGCGUGAGGAGCGAACUGUUUUGUACUCUCUUGGUGAGGAGACUAGUCAUCAUGCAUGCAUUGUGGUAUGUGAAGUGCAGGUGUGGCGGAGCGAGUGGGGAGGGGUGCGCGGGAUGUUGGUUGGGGUGGGUUUCUUGGGGCGGUUAUGGGUUUUUGUGAAGGCGGAUGGGUUUCUGCGGGAGUUGGGUGGGCUAUGGGCGAAUGGACAGGAAGGAAGGUAUGUUGCGGUUGUUUCAGUACGUCACGUACUCACGCUAUGGCGUUAAUGAUGUCACGUCGAGCUGCUGUCUAGGAAGCACGCAAAAAGUGCGUUAAGCGAAGUGGGUUGGUGUGCCGGGUAUGAGAUGCGCGUGCUGGUAGCCGCGGGGCUGACUGUAAAAACAUGGUUGCAGCAUCCCUGAUAAGGGACACCGCCGCGCAAGCCUAGUAAGGUCAUGCAAGCGG
Molecule: messenger RNA, 2116 nt
Organism: Astrephomene gubernaculifera
Lineage: Eukaryota; Viridiplantae; Chlorophyta; Chlorophyceae; Chlamydomonadales; Astrephomenaceae
Source: the annotation of a GenBank genome assembly